Molecule: messenger RNA, 1527 nt
Organism: Rhopalosiphum padi (bird cherry-oat aphid)
Lineage: Eukaryota; Metazoa; Arthropoda; Insecta; Hemiptera; Aphididae
Product: zinc finger MYM-type protein 1-like
Exons: 1
Coding region: 1-1527 (508 amino acids)
Source: RefSeq, a predicted model, not a curated record
AUGAGGAUUGACAGCAACUAUACGCCGGACUUUUCAAAAAGUGAAAGAGAUGGACGAACUCUAACUAAAGAUUGGUUUUAUAAAGUUUUAAAAAAUGGAUCGAAGGUGAAACGAUCUUUUUUAGCUUACAGUGAGACUAAAAAUUCUUUAUACUGCAUUUCUUGCAGAAUGUUUUCUCAUAUGUUUUCACAUGAGUCUAAAAUGUCAUCCUUAGCCAAGGAAGAAGGAUUAGCAAAUUGGAAAAAACUAAGUGACAAAAUACCAGAACAUGAGAAUUCUUCCAAUCAUAAACAUUACUUUUGUACGUGGAAAUCUUUAGAAACAUCUCUCGGAAUGGGAGGCAUAGACAAAGAACUCCAAGACGCAAUUCAAAAAGAAGAAACUCACUGGAAAGAAGUUUUACACUGUAUUGUUGUUGCAAUUUUAUAUUUAGCAAAGCAAGGGAGUCCUUUUAGAGGAACAAACGAAAGGUGUGAUUUUGAAAAUCCUAGCAGUGGAAAAUUUCUUAACACAAUAGCUCUUUUGUCCCACUACAAUGUUCCACUUCAAAAACAUAUUGAACGUCAUAAGAAAGGGCAGAUCAGUUAUUUUUCAUCGGAUAUUCAGGACGAAUUUCUUGAUAUAAUUGCUGACAAAAUAAGACAAGAUAUUAUUCAAAAUGUAAAAAAAGCUAAAUAUUUUGCAUUAAUGUUCGACUGUACACCAGACAUCAGUAACAAUGAACAAAUGACAGAAAUAAUCCGUUAUGUGAAUGGGACUGAAGUUGUGGAGAGCUUUCUAGAUUUUUUUCUUGUUUCUGACAAAACUGGGGAAGGUCUUUCUCAAGAAAUUAUUAAAAAGGUAAAAAAUGAUGGCUUAGAUUUGGAACUAUGUAGAGCCCAAUCAUAUGAUAAUGGCUCCAAUAUGGCUGGAAAAUACAAAGGAGUGCAAGCUAGAAUAUUGAAAGAAAAUAAAUACGCAUAUUUUUUGCCGUGCUCCGCUCAUUCGUUGAACUUGGUCGGAGUUCACGCUGCUGAUGCUUGUCUUUCAGCUUCAAAUUAUUUCGGAGUGUUGCACUCCCUUUAUAACUAUUUUAGUCGGUCCACUUCAAGGUGGGAAGUACUGCAAAAACACGUUCCCUUAACUUUGAAGGCAGAAAGUAAAACAAGAUGGUCAGCAAGACUUGAGUCGGUCGAAGUCAUCUUCAAACAUAUACAUAAAAUAUUUUUAGCUCUUGACGAGUUAUGUACUAAUGGAUCCACGCCGGAGACUAAAACUGAAGCUAAAAUUCUAAUGGGUCAAAUGAAAGAUUUUCAAUUUUCAGUUCUAACUUCCUUUUGGUACAGUGUACUAAAGCCAAUUGACAGAGCCAAUAAAUUCCUUCAGGGAAAAGACGUAACAGUUGACAGAGCAAUGAGAAACAUACAAGGGCUAAUAAAUUUGUUGUCAUCAAAAAGAGAAAACUUGGUAUCAGAGGCAAUGGCAGAUGCCAAAAUCAUGGCUCAAAACAAUGGCUUAGAAACUGACUUUAAAGAAAAAAGAAGAUGA